Molecule: messenger RNA, 522 nt
Organism: Melampsora larici-populina 98AG31
Lineage: Eukaryota; Fungi; Basidiomycota; Pucciniomycetes; Pucciniales; Melampsoraceae
Exons: 2
Coding region: 1-522 (173 amino acids)
Source: RefSeq, a predicted model, not a curated record
AUGCCAGCACGCAACUUCGACAACAAAACUUCUUCUAGGCCUGUUUCAUCACCAGCUACGACUCCUGAAGUGGUGAUUCCCAACGUUGAUUCAGCCGAUGGAUCAGUUGUUGUAGGUGAAGUAGGUGAAAACUCUGAUUCACCUGUUCUGCGGGGCAAGGAGGAAGAUUCGUCCAAUCAUGGAAGGCCAAUUAGUGAAGACACGUCUACAACAGCCGUUCAUUUCAGUACAAAUUGUAACAAUGAAUCUUCCAGUGAUAACCGGCCCAUAGCUAAGGGGACGGUUGUUGCUUCUUACAACGUGAGGAGGGCACCCCGAUUUGUGAGACGCACUCAGCCAAGUGAAAGCCAAGGCUUGGUUCAACUUCAGUUGGAUGAGUCUGAUUCCAAACUCCAUUUGGAUGAGUUUGAUUCAAAACUCUGUCUAAUUAUUCUAUUGCAAUAUCAUGAUCUUCUUCAUCAAUCACUUAUCAAUCAUCAGUUUCAAUUCCAUCAAAAGAUGAAAUCUGCUCAUGAUGCUUAG